Messenger RNA from Haliotis rubra (blacklip abalone), 4164 nucleotides. Its product is annotated as septin-11-like. Gene Ontology annotation, molecular function: GTP binding; GTPase activity; molecular adaptor activity. Gene Ontology annotation, biological process: cytoskeleton-dependent cytokinesis. Bases 99 to 1403 code for a protein of 434 amino acids. The record is from RefSeq and is a predicted model, not a curated record. The transcript has 13 exons. Gene Ontology annotation, cellular component: septin complex; microtubule cytoskeleton; cell division site. Lineage: Eukaryota; Metazoa; Mollusca; Gastropoda; Lepetellida; Haliotidae.
UUCUGUCGUACAACCCUACUUCCGGUCGAAGAUCUGUCAGUCUGUGCCUUGUCUUCAGCGAAAUAUUUUAGGAAUUUCUCGCCAAAAGACAGCUAAGGAUGGCUGCCACAGAAGUGCAAAGGGAUGACAACAAAACAAUUAGUUUGCCAAAGGAUGACAACAAAACAAUUAGUUUGCCAAAGAUGCCAACCGUACAGACUCAGAACUUGAGGAAUCUCAACUUGACAGGUCAUGUUGGGUUCGACAGCCUGCCAGAUCAGCUGGUCAACAAGUCGGUGUCUCAAGGCUUCUGUUUCAACAUUCUCUGUGUUGGUGAAACGGGAAUUGGCAAAUCAACGAUGAUGGAUACGUUGUUCAACACCAGCUUUGAUUCCACUCCCAGUUCUCAUGAUCUGCCAGGAGUAAAACUCAAGGCUCAUACAUACGAUCUACAGGAAAGCGGUGUUCGACUCAAGUUGACCGUUGUCGACUCGGUUGGAUAUGGCGACCAGAUAAACAAGGAGGAAAGCUGGAAGUCCAUCGUAGACUACAUCGAUACCAAAUUUGAUGCAUACCUCCAGGAGGAACUGAAGAUCAAACGCAUGCUCCACAGUUACCAUGACAACCGCAUUCAUGCUUGUCUCUACUUCAUUGCUCCAACAGGACACUCGCUUAAAGCGCUAGAUCUGGUCACAAUGAAGAAGCUAGAUAGCAAGGUCAACAUCGUACCUGUUAUCGCCAAAGCUGAUACCAUUACCAAGACCGAGCUCCACAAGUUCAAGGCAAAGAUUAUGAGUGAGCUGAUGGCCAAUGGAGUACAGAUCUACCAGUUCCCCACUGAUGACGAGACAGUAGCUGAGAACAAUGCUUCUAUGAAUAGUCACCUCCCCUUUGCUGUGGUUGGCAGCAAUGAUGAAGUGAAGAUCGGAAACAAGAUGGUGAAGGCAAGACAGUAUCCUUGGGGGACAGUGCAAGUUGAAAAUGAAAACCACUGCGACUUUGUGAAACUUCGCGAAAUGUUGAUCAGAACAAAUAUGGAGGACCUAAGGGAGACAACUCAUAAGCGUCAUUUCGAGCUGUACCGCAGACAUAAACUGGAAGACAUGGGAUUUUCAGACAGUGACGCAAAGAGUCUGUCGGAGACAUAUGAGCUGAAGCGCCAGCAACAUAUCAGCGACCUGCAGAAGAAGGAGGAGGAGAUGAGGCAGACGUUUGUCAUCCGAGUCAAGGAGAAGGAGGCUGAGCUCAAGGAGGCAGAGAAGGAGCUCCAUGCUCGCUUUGACUCAUUGAAGAAGCAGCACGCAGAUGAAAAGAAGAAACUAGAGGAUCGCAAGAAACAGUUAGACGAUGAGAUGAAUGUUCUCCAACAGAAGAAGGCUCAAUACCAAGCAAACCAAUCCACCAUGGGCAAGAAGAAGAAGUAAGGGAGAUAACUCUCAUCUCCACCUGUAGAGGGAGCAGUUGGGAGGGGUUCAAGUCAAGCAGACGGGCAGUCUGAUAUUGAAGGUUGAAGAUCUGUAGAUCUCUACACUGAUGAUUCAACGAACAGACAUUCUUUCCUGAUAGGGAACGAUCUGUCUAUGAAUAUUCAGUUAGCAUGGACAAUUAAUACAGAUUAUCUUAAUUUUGCUGAAGUUUCUUUCAUUUCAUUUCAUAUGAUCCUCCAAUCAAAUCUAUUUUUUAAUGAUUUUUUUAAAGAUUUCAAUUUUUCUUGAAACUCAGGAUUUAAUUUUUCUCAGUUUACUAAUCUAUCAUUUGAAUCAGUGCAUGCAACAUUCUACAUAAACAGGAACACUUACAUAUAAGUGUAGAGGCACUGCCCAAUUUUCGUUUUCGGUGCUACAGAAUGUGUGGGCUAAUUGUACACGUGUUUGUUUGUCCUUACGUCUUCAGACUGACAGAUCAUGCAAGACAAUAUUGCACGGAACCCAUAUCAAAUGGCCUCAAUGAGCACUACCAGUGUGUCUAUGCAUACAUUCAGAUAUGCUUUGACUUGAAUUCCUGCUCAGAUUUUUUUACGACCAAGUCAGGCCAUACAAACUACAUAGUCAUGAAUUUACUUAUUAGGUUUUGUAUGCAUGUUUGUAACAAUUCCUUUGUUGGAGCUACGUCAAUCAUUUGUAAUCCAUUUAUAAUCUUGCCACCGGUAAAUGGCUUGUAUCUAAGUGCAUUUUAAUCUUCCAGUUGUGCUUAAUGUUUUCUUGACAUUACCAUGUAACUUAUCUUUCAAACCCGGAGACUGCAUUUGCUGUUAUUUUUACUAUCACAAUCAGGCAUCAAUCAUGCUUUGGGUUUAGUUGUAUUUUGAACAGUAGUAUUAUUAUUUUUAUAAGUUAUUUUUCACAUUACAUACUAGGCAACAGAGUGAUUCUGUCAUGGCAACUCUUCACGCAGCCAUUACUGUCCCUGUAAAUUGUAUCUGUAUUACCAUGGUAACCAUAUGUCAUCGUCUCCUCAGGGCAUCAUUGUUGUCAUGGUUACAAUAAACAUCAUCCAACAAGUGCAAUAUUGCAAUAUAUCUUGAAUAUUUAGCUAUGAAAUGCUCAUACAAUGUAGGUAUGACAUACUAUCUGCUACUACUAAAUAUAUUGGACAUGUUGCUUGUUCCAAUAAAGUACACCUUAAAAUCAGGUCGGACAAUUUUUGAGAGCAUAUCAGCAGAUUCCUGAAAUUGUGAAAAUUGGCUUGGUCCUACCCUUGAGUAUUUUCAUUAAUCCAUGUGGUAUGAAAAUCACCACCACAUCUUUGACAAGUUUACCACCUCUUGUCAUUGUUUAAGAAAUAAUUAUCAUAAUUUUGCUUUGAAACCCUUCUAAUAACUCUAAUGUGACAACCACCAGCGUGUUUUGGGGAAUGUAAAAUAAUGAUAGUGCUUGUGAUAGUUUAUAAUGCUUCAGCUGGAGGUAUAAACGAUUCAUUGUUUAGCUAUGACCUGAUACUGUACGUUAGAACAGAGUGAUUAAGGAUAAGAGGUAUAACCUUUAUUGUCUAACAGUGAUAUAUGCUACUAGUCCAGUAGACACCAGACAUGACCGGCAAACAGUCUCGGCCUUGUAGACUUGUAAUCAUGUCAGUCUCAUUUGAAUUAGAUCAAAGAUGGAUACCCUAAUUCAGGACAAGUCAAAUUGUUUUGUUUUAUUGUGAGAUAAGUAAUAUGCUUUACUGUUAACCUUUCCUAAUGUAUCUUUCUCUAUUUUAGUGUAAUUAAAUUAAAAUAAUUAGUUUAAUAAUCAUUUAAGCUGUAAAUGAUAAUUUACAUUAUAAGUGUUUGUAAAUAGAAUGUGUCAGCUCUUCACAUAGAAUAACACAAGCUCUUUGCUUCAUCAGAGCUUAAUAACACUAUGAAGUUCAAUUUCAGUUAUGCAAUGAAUAGUAAUAUUAAUGUAUUCUAUCAGAUAUUUAAUAAUUUGUUUGCCUACUAGAAUGUAAAUUAAUUUCUGUAUUUAUGCACCAAACGUAAUGUAAUGCAUGUGCCUCAUUUAUCCCUGUGUUUGUGUUUUGUACCUAUGUUAUAUCGGACCAACACUAUCUAGAUGUGUGGGAACAGCUGGGUUCUGUUCUGUAGGCUAUAUCCUGUUCUGUUGGGCCAACUGUGGAAGCCAGCAAAGUACAACUGGAAUUUCAAACAAAACCUAAUUGUCUUACAGUUACAUGUAAGAAAUGUAAUUACAGAUUUUCAUAUAUUAUAAAAUACAUAAAAGUAAAUAAUAUGAAUCAGUUUGAUUAGUGGAAGAAGUCAGUGGGUUUGGUUGGGGUUUGUUUUCAUUUUAGUUUGACCAAACCUAGGUUUUAGUUUAAGAUCAGGGCUUCCCCAACUUGUAAUUUGGCAAGUUUAGAAAUGAAAGAUGUUAGUGCCCGUUACGUUCUGUAAUUGUUCUAUUAUUUUGCUAUGAUACAACCGUCAGACAACUGACGUUUUCAGUGGAAUAUGCAAUAGUGUGUUUGAAUCUCAACUUAAAAUCUAAACUACCUAUAUCACCUGUAUAACUGUUAUGGUCACAUAAGUGUUAGAAUCAUGUGGAGAAAUGCCAGAUAAUUACUUGAUAACGUGAUGGUAAUUUUUCAAAUUGGUUGCAAACAAAUAGUUUUUCCCACAUAGUUGCAGUAUCUGAAUAGAAUCAUUUCAAUUCACUUUAUGAUGACACAGCAUGCAUUUUAUAAAUAAACUUUUUUACUUAUGUGCCA